UUGAAAAACAUGAAUAUUUGAGCUCUUGAUUGAUUGAAAGUAGUUUCAGCUACAAAUGCAAGAUAUAUUGAACAAAUACGAUUCUACUCAGACAAAUACGAUUCUAUUCAGAGUCAGAUAAAAGUUUUCUUAAAAAUCUAGCAAAUCUUUCGUUCUAAAAUGUCUGACGCUGUUGAAAUGUUAUCUCCCCCGAUUACAAUUUUGAGGAAGGAUCCUCUUCAAAUAGCAAUUGAGGAGAUCAGAGCUUCAAGACUGGAGGAAAAGGGAGGCAGAACGAGUGAGGAAAGAAUCCAAAAUAACGCUCGAAAUGGGGAAGAUGAGUUGAACUACUUAGCGGCCGUUUAUCAUUACGAGAGGGCGAUCAACUUCAUCUCAAUGUCACUCCCCAAAAUCCAACUAGUUGACAACAGAAUCAAACUGGAUAAGAAACUGCGAGAAUUGAACAAGAAAAUAACAGUGCUGACAGCCCAACAUGAUGAGAGAGAAAGAAAAAGGUUUGAGGCACGAAUGAAGGAAGAAGCGAAGACAAAGUAUUCUGUAAUCGGACCAGUGGAUUCUCUGAACACUGAGACUCGUGCCUUCUUCAAAUCAACAAUCGAAGAAAAAACGUUUCCUUUCGACCCUGAGCUAGUUCAGCUAUUUCUCACUCCGUAUAUGGAAGAAUCUAAACGAGGGAUUUACGACGACGGAGAUGAAAGUGAAGACGAAACUGAUGACGCCACUGGAGAGAAGAUGAACAAAUCAGAGAGGAAACGUGAUAAGAUUUUCGAUCCGGUUCUCAUCUACGGACCAAAACAAGUAGGCAAGAGUCACUUGGUGAAGACAGUGUUGCCAUUUGAGCUGCCUGGAGUGACAUUUGUGAGCGUGUCUGCAGAGGAUCUUUCCAUAUAUGGCCCCAUUCUGUUCAAGUAUGCCUUCUCCUUCGCCAGACAACACAUGCCCGCAGCAGUCGUACUGGAAGACAUGCAUCAUCAGGUGUAUGAAGGCGACGACAACGCAAAUAACGAAAUCCACGAGACGAUGCGAGCUUUCAUUCUGAACAGCACAGAUAUCCAAAUCAUAGGAAUAUGCAGCAGUCCCUGGUCACUUGGAUCAGAACAGCUCCAAAUAUUCCCCCGGAAGAAAAUGCUGGAGUACCCUACUGUCGAGCAGACCAAAAUGUUUCUGGAAAAACGAUUCCAGAAAAUGUCGCACAGCCUUUCGUCGAACGCAUUUGACCUGCUGACUCAAGAAAUCGACAUGUUAGACUGGGGCGCAAAGGAGCACCUCCAGUUUAUUGACAGCUGCCACACAAAGUGUGAAGAGCUCGAGUUAGAGUGUGAACAGGUGAAACAAGAUCACGCCCAGGCGACUGAGGAGGAAAUAGAAAGUAUGCUCCGACCUCAUUUGUUCACACUCGGAAUUGCUAAGUCCAUCAUGAAAACUGUGCAAGAAAACAGGGGCGAAAUUGAAGAUAGAUUCAAAAUCCUCAAAAAGUUCAAUGAUUUCGCAAAACAAUACCCCGAUGAAGUUAUUUAGCGACACAAAUUCCGGAACUCGCGUAACUCUGAUUUUGAAACUGCCCAGAAUAUACAUUCAAAAAAAUUGUUAGCAUAUAGUUUUGAUUGAUCAAAAAUAAUAAUGUUAAAACUUAAUUCUACAGAUUCAAACAGUCAAUUCAUGCUCUUCGGUUUUUCUUUAUAUUUAGUAAUCAUCGCACAAAAGACAUGCAUAAAACUAUUAGCAGAAAAUGUUAUCAAAAAUGCGUUGUAUUAUUUUCAGUUUAUCUAACUAACUUUCUUAAAAUUGGCAUGCUUUUUUUGGAUAAUUUCUUUUCCUAAUAAUAUUGCUCUUUUGAAAUGCAAGCUAAUUUUCAAUUGGCUUGGUGUUGACCCACUUUAGCAUUGGCUCCAAUCGCAGAGUUCCGAACAUUAACUUGAAUUGGUUGUCGUUGCAAUGCUAGCUUCAGAUGCCUCGGUGUGAACAACACCAGAAUGGGAAAAAGAGCCACAAUUAGAAUAAGAGGUCCGAGCAAGAUAUAUGUCUCGUUCUGAUCCCAAUCCAGCACGAAGUUAAACACAACUCCAACGCAAGUACUUAUGAAGAAAUUGUACAUGCAAAUCGCGAUCGACUUGCUGUCGUUUAAAGCUUCAAUGUUAACAUUGCGGGUCUCAAAGGCGAGGAAACCGCCGAAAAGUAGAAUUAGAGCUUUCGUUCCACCAAAAAUGUAGAAGAAAACGCUGCUAUUCAUGGUACACUUGAGUGCGUUGUAAUGAUAAUGCUGCACCGUUAACUCGUUCAGUAGCUCGGUGUUGCGGUGGGUUCGGAUCAGCUCGUACCCCAUAGGGUCGAAAAUCAUCGCUAGAGUCAAAAUAAUAGCAUCCAGUCCGAUCAAAAUCAGAAUAGUUACAACAAGUUGAAGAUCACUAAUGAUCAACUUUUGAGCGUGAAACUGCGUGAAUGCUUUGUAAACUCGCCAUGUUUUGGCAAAAAGGGCGCCAAAAGUAGUCGUAAACCCGAGGUUGAUUGAAAUCAAGUAAAAGUUACACGACGCGAGAAAAAUGUCAGUGUCAAUAGUUGCUGCAGUCGAUGACAUUGCGACGACGCACAAAAAGAGAAGAACUGACCCCAUAAGUAUGAAGUUAUUGAUAAUUGGUGAAGUAAUUUUGAUUAUAGGCUCAUUCUUAUAAAUGAAGUUUAUAACCGCGAUACAUAUACAAAGCAAAAUACAAAGUCCGGCGCAGGUACAACAUACCAAAGCAACAACUUUAUUGACAGUUACCGUUUUUUCGAUCACCCGAAUAACAGUUUUUUGUGUGAAAUCUGUCGGAACAGCGCCUGAUUUCCAAUAAAUAGUUUCAAUGCUGACGUACGAUUCGGAUGAAAAUUGUGAAAUUUUCACAGUUUCGGAAAAGUCAACCAAAUGCUGCAGUUGCAACUGAGAAGUUGACGAGAAAAGUCCAUCGAAACGAACCAAACCCGAGACGCCGUAAAAGGAAACACGGUCCACAUUUGUCAUAAAAGACUCCAGUUUCUGCUGAGUAGUUUUCUCAGAUAUAAAACUGUCGAUGCAUUUCGCAAUUAUCCAAAAGCAGUCGUAUACAUACAAAUCCCAGUAUUUUGCUUCUGGAAUUGCUUCGAAAACCUGCUCUGAGGUAAUUCCAACAUCAGAAUCGACUCCUUUUAUGCUAGAUGGGUCCAAAGUUAUUGACAGGAGCCCGUUGCUUUCGGAUUUGAUUCGCGAAAUUUCGGAAGUGGUGCAAUAGUCUGGCAGAGAGUCCAAAAUUAACUCCCACGUCCACUGAUUCGAGAACCACACGUAGUCGGAAGUCAUUAGGCCAGCUCUGUAUGCGGCACAAAUGACUUUUCCAUGACCAGCGAUCAUCACAGCUCGGACUAUUUUGACGUCUUUUAUUUUGAAAGACUCAAGUUGUUCGGCUAUAUUGUCCACACUCAUGGACACAUCAAUGAGCUGCGUGUGAAUCAGACUUCUAUUGUAAGAUGCUCUUAUGGUUUCAAGCA
Symsagittifera roscoffensis is the source of this 3501-nucleotide messenger RNA. RefSeq lists its product as uncharacterized. The record is from RefSeq and is a predicted model, not a curated record. The transcript is spliced from 6 exons. Bases 160 to 1518 code for a protein of 452 amino acids. Gene Ontology annotation, molecular function: ATP hydrolysis activity; ATP binding. Lineage: Eukaryota; Metazoa; Xenacoelomorpha; Acoela; Convolutidae.